This is a messenger RNA of Prosopis cineraria, 2770 nucleotides long. Its product is annotated as probable serine/threonine-protein kinase WNK9. The transcript is spliced from 7 exons. Bases 382 to 2565 code for a protein of 727 amino acids. The record is from RefSeq and is a predicted model, not a curated record. Gene Ontology annotation, biological process: protein phosphorylation; intracellular signal transduction. NCBI's taxonomy places the organism in Eukaryota, Viridiplantae, Streptophyta, Magnoliopsida, Fabales, Fabaceae. Gene Ontology annotation, molecular function: ATP binding; protein serine/threonine kinase activity. Gene Ontology annotation, cellular component: cytoplasm.
AUAACCACUGUUCAUGUGAAUUUUACUGCAUACAAGAAUAAUCGAUAAUUGUUUAUGUCUACGUAUUAUAUGUAUUUUAAAGUUUUAGCAGAUUGUCCUUGUGAAAUCUUUGCCUAGUUGUCCCUGGGGUAGUUGGCAAGUUAACUUUGUCAUUUUGAUGGGCCUUCCUAUGCUCUCUGUGUCUGUCUGGCUCUCUGCCUUUCUUUCCCUUCACGCACGGAUAGCCAAAAAAGCAUAGUUAUCCUAAGUUCCUCUCAAUCCUCCUAUAUACAUUGACUGCAACUAAUCUCUUCUUCUUUUUGCUCACGCGAAACGGAGUUGCUAAAAGCCUUUUGCUUAUAAAACUGACUCAGCGAAGAACAGAUAAGAAUAUAAAGAGGCAUGAAUGGUUCUGCAAGUUUUGAGGUAGAGGAUUCCGAGUUCGUGGAGGUUGAUCCCACCGGAAGAUAUGGAAGAUACAACGAAAUUCUUGGCAGAGGGGCUUCAAAGACAGUUUACAGAGCAUUCGAUGAGUAUGAAGGAAUAGAAGUAGCAUGGAAUCAAGUGAAGCUCUACGAUUUUCUGCAGAAUCCUGAAGAUCUUCAGAGGCUGUACUGUGAAAUUCAUCUUCUCAAGACCUUGAAACACAAAAACAUCAUGAAGUUCUAUACUUCAUGGGUUGAUACUGCUAAUACGCAUAUUAACUUCGUCACUGAGAUGUUCACCUCUGGCACUCUCAGACAGUACAGGUUCAAACACAAAAGAGUUAACAUUAGAGCUGUGAAGCAUUGGUGUCGGCAGAUUUUGGAAGGGCUCCUUUAUCUUCACAGUCAUGACCCUCCAGUGAUCCACAGAGACCUCAAAUGUGACAACAUUUUCAUCAAUGGCAAUCAAGGGGAAGUUAAAAUUGGUGAUCUUGGCCUCGCUGCAAUUCUCCGCAAAUCUAAUGCUGCUUCUUGCGUUGGCACACCAGAAUUUAUGGCUCCGGAAGUGUAUGAAGAGGAUUAUAAUGAAUUAGUUGAUAUCUACUCUUUUGGAAUGUGUAUCUUGGAGAUGGUGACAUUUGAAUACCCUUACAGUGAAUGCACCCAUCCUGCUCAAAUUUACAAGAAAGUUGUCUCUGGAAAGAAACCAGAAGCUCUCUACAAAGUUAAAGAUCCGGAGGUUAGACAAUUUGUGGAGAAAUGCUUGGCAACUGUGUCCCUUAGGCUUUCUGCGAAAGAACUUCUGAAAGACCCUUUUCUUCAAAUUGAUGAUUAUGGGUCUGAUAUGAAAGCACUUCGGUAUCAAGGAGAUUGCUAUGAAAUAACCCCUUUAUUUAGACAACCUCUUAAUGGAGUUCGCAGCAGCAGCAAUUCAAUCAAUGAGUACACUGAUUAUCUCAGUGGUUAUGGACCAGAAUCUGAGUUAACCAGCGAAAUUGAUCUGUUUGAUUGUGAAGAUGAUGAUAAUUUGGCUGAAGUUGAUACUGCAAUCAAAGGCAGGAGAAGAGAAGAUGAUGGCAUUUUUCUGAGACUCAGGAUAGCAGAUAAGGAAGGUCGAGUUCGAAACAUCUACUUCCCAUUCGACAUAGAGACCGAUACAGCAUUGAGUGUAGCAAGUGAAAUGGUCGCCGAGCUAGACUUAACUGACCAAGAUGUAACAAAAAUAGCGGAUAUGAUAGAUAAUGAAAUUGUAAACUUGGUCCCAGAGUGGAAAACUGGACCCAGAACGGAAGAAAGUCCUGAAUGCACUAGUGAAAGUCUCUGCUUCAAUUGUGCUUCUCGUGGGACCUUCUUUGAUUAUGUAUCAUCAAACAGCCCAUCAGCUAAGAAGCUACAAUUUCUUCAUUGUUCCAGAGACGGCUGUGCGGCCGUUCAUGGCCGUUUUGAGGAGAUCACUUACCAAGUUGAGGGGUCUGAAAAUUGUGCUGCAGAUGGUCCUCCAGCUGCUUCAAGUCAAUCUACUGGCAUUCGCUAUACUGAUAUCUGGGCUCAGAGAGAUGAACCGGAACCAAGUUCAGAGGAGUUAAGAGACAUACAUGGUGACAAAUCACAGGAGGCAUUAAACCAAUCGAUUGAUGAUGAUGAGAGAAGUAUUAAUGGGGAUGAUCAUAUUAAUCCCAACUCAAAAGACACGUUUUCUAAUCAAGAAUUAAAUUGUGUUUUCCUGGACUAUGAGAAUGAAAUUAGGCAUGAACUAAGAUGGCUCAAAGCAAAGUACCAAAUGCAGUUAAGGGAGCUUAGAGACCAGCAAUUAGGUGGAACGCCAAAACUCUCAAUCACAUCUCCUGACCCCGAAGAAUCAGAAGAGCAUAGGAAAUACAGUGGGGUCCCAAAGCUACCAGCUACAGCUUACUUCAAGACAAGGAACAAUAUACCAUUCUUGAGGCUUUUAACCACCAGGAAGCGAUUUCAGGCUGAUGCAGAGAAGAACAAGAAGUGCUCAGCUAAGGCUAAUAUCAAUAUGGUGCAGGAUAUAGGUGAGACUAGUGGAUCUAAUAGUCCUGAGCAAGUUGUCACAUGCAACGAUUUUUAUGCUGGAGCUUUGCUUCCCCACUCGCUUCAUAGAGCGACCUCUCUUCCAGUUGAUGCAAUAGAUGCGUAGAUGCCACUAAAACUUCAUACAUAUCUCUGUAAAAGUGGAUUCCAUGGCAAAUAUACCGAUGAAGCUGCUUGUUCUGUUUGCUUUGAUUAAGGGAAAAUCAGAGGUAAUUGAAGACAUACAUCAAUGAUUAUAGGCCCCAUUUUAUGUGAAUCAAAACCAGAUAUACGUCAUACAGAGAUUAGCAAAAUCACUUUAGUCCAAGAAA